Pogona vitticeps (central bearded dragon) is the source of this 2751-nucleotide messenger RNA. NCBI's taxonomy places the organism in Eukaryota, Metazoa, Chordata, Lepidosauria, Squamata, Agamidae. The record is from RefSeq and is a predicted model, not a curated record.
GGCAGCAGCUGUUCUGUUGCGACAGAAGGGAAAGUGCGCCGAGCCGGAGCCGGAGCCGAAGCCGGCCGGGAGAGAGGGAGGGAGCGAAGCAGGGAGGCGAGGCGAGGCGAGGCGGGUAGGCCGCGGGGCCGCCGGCGGAUUGCGUUCUCCCACCCAGCCCCGUCCGGGGAGCGCCGCCGUCCCUGCCCCCGCCUCGGGAAGGAGGGAGGGAGGGAGUAUCCGCGCCGUCCGGCCACGUGCCCCUCCGGGGGUGCAGGUCUUUUCCCCUCCCCUCCCUUCCCUUCCCCCUGCCGGUGGGUCUUCCGAGGGAGAUCCCGGUUCAUUCUUCUCUUUCCCCCCCACCGCCCUUUUCUCUCCCUCUCUCUCCCUCUUGCCGGCUCUCUCUUCGCCGCCGCCGCCGCCCAGGAUCCCGGCCACGAUGCCGUCGGACUUGGCCAAGAAGAAGGCGGCCAAGAAGAAGGAGGCGGCCAAGGCGCGCCAGCGGCCCCGCAAGGGCCCCGAGGACGCCUCCGGCGAGCCCGACGUCGCCGCCCUUCUCCAGGGCCGCGAGGCCAACGGCGCUCCGGAGCCAGACGUGGAUGCCAUCACGAAGGCCCUGGAGGAGUUUGAGCUGAAGAAGGCGGCCGCCCGGGCGGUGACCGGGGUCUUGGCCUCCCACCCGAACAGCACCGAUGUCCACGUCAUUAACCUCUCGCUCACCUUCCACGGGCAGGAGCUGCUGAGCGACACCAAGCUGGAACUCAACUCAGGGCGGCGUUAUGGCCUUAUUGGGCUGAAUGGCACUGGAAAGUCAAUGUUGCUAUCGGCAAUCGGGAAACGGGAAGUGCCCAUUCCAGAACACAUUGACAUUUACCAUUUGACCCGUGAAAUGCCCCCCAGCGAGAAGACGCCCCUGCAGUGUGUGAUGGAAGUGGACACAGAGAGAGCCAUGUUGGAGCGGGAGGCGGAGCGCCUGGCUCACGAAGAUGCGGAAUGUGAGAAGUUGAUGGAGCUGUACGAGCGCCUGGAAGAACUGGAUGCAGACAAGGCUGAGACAAGGGCCUCGCGGAUCCUCCAUGGUCUGGGCUUCUCCCCGCUCAUGCAGAGGAAGAAGCUGAAGGACUUCAGUGGGGGCUGGCGCAUGCGUGUGGCACUCGCCAGGGCACUCUUUAUCCGGCCUUUCAUGCUGCUGUUGGAUGAGCCCACCAACCAUCUUGACUUGGAUGCCUGCGUGUGGCUGGAGGAAGAGCUGAAAACGUUCAAGCGCAUCCUGGUGUUGAUCUCCCAUUCACAGGACUUCCUGAAUGGUGUCUGCACCAACAUCAUCCACAUGCACAACCGCAAGCUCAAGUAUUACACGGGUAACUAUGACCAGUACGUCAAGACACGCCUGGAACUGGAAGAGAACCAGAUGAAGCGCUUCCACUGGGAGCAGGAUCAGAUCAGCCAUAUGAAGAAUUACAUUGCGCGCUUUGGUCACGGCAGUGCCAAGCUGGCUCGUCAAGCCCAGAGUAAAGAGAAGACUCUCCAGAAGAUGAUGGCAUCUGGACUAACCGAGCGGGUGGUCAAUGACAAGACACUCUCCUUCUACUUCCCAUCCUGUGGAAAGAUCCCUCCUCCAGUCAUCAUGGUGCAGAACGUGAGCUUCCAAUACAGCAAGGAUGGGCCGUGGAUUUACAACAACCUGGAGUUCGGUAUUGACUUGGAUACCCGAGUGGCCCUUGUGGGACCCAAUGGGGCUGGGAAGUCUACGCUGCUGAAGCUCCUCACUGGGGAGCUGCUGCCCACCGACGGGAUGAUCCGCAAACACUCUCAUGUCAAGAUCGGCAGAUACCACCAGCAUUUGCAAGAGCAACUGGACCUGGACCUCUCCCCACUAGAGUACAUGAUGAAGUGCUACCCAGAGAUCAAAGAAAAGGAAGAGAUGCGCAAGAUCAUUGGCCGCUAUGGGUUGACCGGGAAGCAGCAGGUGAGCCCAAUCCGGAACCUGUCAGAUGGGCAGAAGUGCCGCGUAUGCUUUGCGUGGCUGGCGUGGCAGAACCCCCACAUGCUCUUCCUGGACGAGCCCACCAACCACCUUGACAUUGAAACCAUUGAUGCUCUGGCUGAUGCCAUCAAUGACUUCGAGGGGGGCAUGAUGCUCGUGAGCCACGACUUCCGGCUCAUCCAACAGGUCGCCCAAGAGAUCUGGGUGUGUGAGAAGCGGACCAUCACCAAGUGGCCGGGAGACAUCCUUUCUUACAAGGAGCACCUCAAGUCCAAACUGGUGGAUGAGGAGCCACAGCUCACCAGGAAGUCCCACAAUGUGUGAGCCCUCGGGGUUGGGGGCUCAGGGGGCCUUUUCCCCAGAGACUGGCAGCACCCUGUGCGGGCAGGCCCCCCCCCGCGCCCCCCGCCUCCACCGCCUGCCUCCUGCUCACCCCAGGGAGGAAAGAACUGGUUGCUGCUGCUGCUGCUGCUGCUGCUUUGUUUCGUUCUGGUGCUGCCGCAGCUUUUUUCCUCUUCUCACCACCGGCUUCCCUCCGCAGCCCUCGUGGCCUCCACUUGGAUCUUGGAUUGCACCCGUUUCAUUUCCUCUGCCUGCGGAUGGCACUUCUCCCUCCCUCCCUCCCACUUUGUGUCAAGGUGGGCAACAGCAGAAGGGAGGAGGGGUGCAGACUUCACUCCAACCUCUUUGGGCCCCCGUUUGUUUUUAACAAUUAUUUAUCAAUGUAAUUGCCAGACCUGCCUGAGAAGUAUCAGUCAAUAAAGAGGGGGGGAAACGGUUGCAGA